Puntigrus tetrazona (Sumatra barb) is the source of this 1247-nucleotide messenger RNA. RefSeq names its product heterogeneous nuclear ribonucleoprotein A/B-like. Gene Ontology annotation, molecular function: RNA binding. Gene Ontology annotation, cellular component: nucleoplasm. The record is from RefSeq and is a predicted model, not a curated record. The coding region runs from base 31 to 489 and encodes 152 amino acids. Gene Ontology annotation, biological process: regulation of gene expression. Lineage: Eukaryota; Metazoa; Chordata; Actinopteri; Cypriniformes; Cyprinidae. The transcript has 5 exons.
CCACUGCAGAUUGAGACUAUUGAACUUCCAAUGGAUCCAAAGACAAAUAAGAGGAGAGGCUUUGUCUUCAUUACUUUCAAGGAGGAAGAGCCCGUCAAGAAAGUUGUAGAAAAGAAAUAUCACAACGUCAGCGGAACCAAGGACACAAAUGGAAAAGAAGGCCUUUGCGAGAUUAAGAUUGCACAGCCAAAAGAAGUGUACCAGCAGCAGCAGUACGGGGGUCGUUUUGGAGGAAGAGGAAGGGGGCGUGGAGGCCAGGGUCAGAACUGGAAUCAGGGCUACAAUAACUACUGGAAUCAAGGCUACGGUAACCAAGGCUAUGGCUAUGGCGGUCAGCAAGGUUAUGGUGGAUACGGAGGCUAUGGCAACUACGAUUACUCGGGUGGAUACUACGGCUACGGCGGCGGAUAUGACUACAACCAGGGCAAUACAAGCUAUGGAAAAACUCCAAGACGUGGGGCUCACCAGAGUAGCUACAAGCCAUACUGAUCAUGUGUAGUGCAGGUCGUAAAGCUACCGAGCAGGAACCAGCGGUCUGGUCACAGUGAACAUUGGGGUCUUUUACUUUUGGAAGUUGGCAGAAUCUGGACUUCUGCUUCAUUUUGUACAGAAAACAUAAGGAAUUGGGGGGCGCAAAUGUCACUUCUCACAUUUUUGUUUUAUAAUUUUUUUUUUUUUUUUUUUUUUUUCUUGUUGUGUCCUUUUACAUUUCCAGAGAUGGAAGUGUUAUUUUUUUACUGUACUUUUUGGUACCUUUUUGAAUCUAAUGUUAUUGUAUGGUUGUAUUUUACAUCAUGGCUGUGUCUAUUACAUCUAGGCUCAGAGCUCUCAAAAUGCUUUCAAAAUAAACAGUUUGUUAAUUUUUCUUUAGUGUUUCUAGACUUUUUUUUUUUUCUCCCCUCCUGUCACCUGUGCUCUGUGUUAAAGUUGCAUGGCUUCAAGGUGAGAUAAAAAGGGAUUUCCUUACGAUUGUAAGCUUGUCCAUUUGAAAUCUGUUAGUGGCAAGUCUUGGUGACUUCAUUUGUUUUUUUUGUUUUGUUUUUUUUGCUUUUGGUUUUCCCUCUACUGCUUUUAAGGAGAUUUCCUCCCAUCUUGUUAGAUAUUUAAGAGUGGCUUUAAUAGUGAUUCAACUAUACCUCAAAACAUACACAGGUAACUGUAACAAGAUUCUUUCUCGAAACACUGGAUACACAUUCUUCCAGUGUCUUGGACAAAUUUCAAGAAAUAAACUUGAUUUUUAAGAUGUC